UCCAUCAAGGACAUCAAGAAGGCCUACCGGAAACUGGCACUGCAGCUCCAUCCCGACAGGAACCCUGACGACCCCCGGGCGCAGGAGAAGUUCCAGGACCUAGGGGCUGCCUAUGAGGUGCUGUCGGAUGAGGAGAAGAGGAAGCAGUAUGAUGCGUAUGGUGAGGAGGGAUUGAAGGAUGGGCACCAGAGCUCCCAUGGAGACAUCUUCUCGCACUUCUUUGGGGACUUCGGAUUCAUGUUUGGAGGUAACCCUCGCCAACAAGACAGGAACAUUCCUCGAGGAAGCGACAUCAUUGUGGACCUGGAGGUUACGCUGGAGGAGGUGUAUUCAGGAAACUUUGUGGAAGUUGUCAGGAACAAGCCAGUGGCAAGACAGGCACCUGGCAAACGGAAAUGCAAUUGCCGGCAGGAGAUGAGGACCACCCAGUUGGGUCCUGGACGUUUCCAAAUGACUCAAGAAGUUGUUUGUGAUGAAUGUCCCAACGUCAAGCUCGUGAAUGAGGAGCGAACACUAGAAGUGGAGAUAGAGCCAGGCGUGAGGGAUGGUAUGGAAUAUCCCUUCAUCGGUGAAGGUGAGCCCCAUGUGGAUGGGGAGCCAGGUGAUUUGCGCUUCCGAAUAAAAGUUCUUAAGCACCCAGUCUUUGAAAGAAGAGGAGAUGACUUGUAUACAAACGUGACAAUCUCGCUGGUCGAGGCACUUACAGGCUUUGAAAUGGAUAUCACCCACUUGGAUGGGCACAAG
Molecule: messenger RNA, 744 nt
Organism: Antrostomus carolinensis (chuck-will's-widow)
Lineage: Eukaryota; Metazoa; Chordata; Aves; Caprimulgiformes; Caprimulgidae
Gene: DNAJB11
Product: DnaJ heat shock protein family (Hsp40) member B11
Exons: 7
Biological process (GO): protein maturation; protein folding
Cellular component (GO): endoplasmic reticulum
Molecular function (GO): misfolded protein binding
Source: RefSeq, a predicted model, not a curated record